AACCAAGUCAAUAUGUUUUUACUCAUUCUUCCCACUUUUAUCAAGUUGCAAGUCAACUACCAAAGUCUUCUCAUUUCCAAAAAAAUAAAAAUAAAACGCGUAAUUCUCCGUCUAUAACAAUAUCUCUUUAAACUCAUCUCUCAAACCCCAACCGCCACCAUGGCUCCGGUACCCACCACCACCACCACCACCAAAUUCCAUUUCACUCAUCCAAACCACCCUUUACAACUCCACUCCGACCACCACCACGAUUACAUUUGCGGCGGCUGCAAAACCUCAGGUUCCGGUAGCAGGUUCCGAUGUCAUUCCUGCAACUUCGAUCUCCAUGAUUACUGCGCCAAUUGCCCUGAGAAACUCAUCUCUUCCUCCGUCCACCACCACCCCCUCACUCUCGUCGUCCGUAAUCCUGAGGGCGCUCGUAUCAACGACCGAAUCUGCGACAUUUGCCGGGACGCCGUUGACGGACUCUUCUACCGGUGUAAAGACUGCGAAUUCGAUGCCCACCCACUUUGCACCCAACUUCCUAAAAGCCUCCGCCAUCUCAUCGACGACAAGCAUUAUUUGAACCUCCAAAAGCCGCCGUCCGGUGGCUGCGCAGUUUGUAAAAAAGAUUGUUCUUCUCUUUGGGUGUAUGGAUGCCAGAUCUGUAGAGUCUAUAUUCAUUUUGACUGUCUUUGGGAGCCGUACGAUUCGCCGCCGAGUCAACAACCGAGUGGGGGAGGGAGAGGAGCGAGUAGUUCUCGUGGGAUACCGCCGCCGUGGGGGGGUGGGGGACCACCUCCAUUUCCCGGCGGAGGGUUUUCUUGGAAUAAUGGUGGGUAUAAUUAUUAUGGUGGGCAAUUUGGUCAUUGUGGUAUGGGAGGAGGGCAUUAUGGGCAUUAUGGGCAUUAUGGCUACGCCACCCCUUACAGCGUUCCCGACUACCCUUAUCGACCGGCGACAGAGACGUCGUCGGGAAAUGGGGGAAAGCUUGGAAAGUCGAUGUUUGCUCUGGUUGGUAGAUUGACCAUUGGUGUGAUGUCUAGUUUUGUUUUUGGAUUCCCUAUUUUCUAAAUUAGGUUUCCAUUUUCAUCUUUUUUUUUUUUUUUUUUUUUCCUUUUUAUACCGUCUCAAUUUCUAUUUCUAUGGUGCUCAGCCCACCCAAAUGUUAUAUAAUCAGAAUUUAUAUUCUUCAA
Cucumis melo (muskmelon) is the source of this 1175-nucleotide messenger RNA. RefSeq lists its product as uncharacterized. The coding region runs from base 160 to 1053 and encodes 297 amino acids. The record is from RefSeq and is a predicted model, not a curated record. The transcript has a single exon. Lineage: Eukaryota; Viridiplantae; Streptophyta; Magnoliopsida; Cucurbitales; Cucurbitaceae.